GCUUGCCUGUACAGAGCAACGCUUUGCCGGAAGGAGGCCGAAAGACGGUCCAAAGCAGUAGUCGUCCGAGGGACACAGGCGGACCGACCGACCGAUCGACCGCGACUCGCGACGUCCUCCGAAGACACAAGUGACUGUGAGCAAGUGAACGAGCGUUGUGUUCAGUGGGUGGGUUGUCCUGACAUGAUCUCAGUGGACCGGUGCAGUGGCACGCUGACAGUGCCAUGUCCGCCCGCCGGCUCGUAGCAUCACUCUUCAUAUUCUUCAUUGUUGUCGUGUCCGGUAGGAGAGUUCGGAACUUGGAGUCGAACGGUAUCCCGACAGCAAUAGAAGAGUUCACGAACGAGGCGCUGUUACCACGUUUCGCUGAGCCUAUUCCUAACGUAACAGUGACCAUUGGCCGUGAUGCCCUUCUAGCCUGCGUGGUAGACAACCUGCGAGGCUAUAAGGUGGCCUGGGUGCGUGUUGAUACGCAGACCAUUCUGUCAAUCCAUCAUAACGUGAUCACCCAGAACCCCCGAAUUUCGCUCUCAUACAACGACCACAGGUCCUGGUACCUGCACAUCAAGAACGUUCAAGAGGCAGACCGGGGGUGGUACAUGUGCCAGGUUAACACAGACCCCAUGCGCAGUCGCCAGGGUUACCUGCAAGUUGUCGUUCCUCCGAGUAUUGUGGACCGGGAGACAAGUACGGAUAUGGUAGUGCGCGAAUCUGCCAAUGUGACACUCACUUGCAAGGCAACGGGAUAUCCGGAACCCUACGUCAUGUGGCGCAGAGAGGACGGCAAAGACAUCAACUACAAUGGCGAAAACGUUAAUGUUGUGGACGGCGAAGUUCUUCACAUUACGAAAGUCAGUCGCUUACACAUGGGCGCGUAUCUCUGCAUUGCGUCCAACAGCGUCCCCCCCUCUAUGAGUAAACGGGUGCAGCUCCGGGUACAAUUUCCACCGAUGCUGUCCAUACCGAACCAGCUCGAAGGAGCCUACGUAGGCCAAGACGUUACCUUGAUGUGCAACACCGAGGCCUACCCUACGUCCAUAAACUACUGGACUACGGAAAGAGGAGACAUGAUUGUUUCGGGAGACAAACACGAAGCCGUGACGACUGACAACGGCUAUAACAAAUUCAUGAUGUUGAUGAUACGCAAAGCAAGCAAGAGUGACUUUGGAUCAUACAAGUGUGUAGCCAAGAACUCGUUGGGAGAGACAGAUGGAGUCAUAAAACUAUAUGAGAUACCAGCUCCUUCAACUACCUCAACGUCGACGGUUUUGUCUGUGACGUCACCAAUGACUGCUAGAAAGAAAGGUCGUGGCCGGCAAUGGAAACAACGCCAUUCAGAAAACCAACUAGACUACGAGGUGGAGGGUUGGAGGGUCUCAGACUACGAUGACGACUACACACUUCCGUCUUUCGGGCCUCCGCCAGCUAGGUAUCCUGGGGCCCGCAGUUCAGCUACCACAUGCCCCCCAUGCGUCUGUACGAAAAGCGGAACUUGGUUCCUCACCUGGUUCAUUUGCUGGGUUGUUCUGUACAGUGGUUACAGCUGAUCAUGCAACGGACACAAUGUGCCAUGACAGAGUCAAUAAAACUUGUCUUCAGAAAUUAUAGAAUUAUAGUGGUUCAUGGACAAAGUGUUUGAUGGACGAACAAAUACUCACAACAAGACACUAAAACAGAAGAACAGUGUGCAGUCGAAAGUGUAUGUGCUCUGCAAACUCAUUUACAAAUUCUUUGUAACGCCCACAUUCCGAAAUACAGGGACAGAAAAAAAAGUGAUGACUGAGACGAACCAAUUUCUGCAAGUAAGAAUAUUAUUCAGAAUUACUACUGAAGCAUCUUAGAUUUUUAUCACAACACAGACUUUUCCUAAACAGAUGCUUAACUGUCAUUGUCGAACACACAUUUAUUGUGUUAAAGUCGUGUUCUAUGUGGUGAUUAGUGAUGUAUUUAAUUGUAAAUCAGAAAUGAGUUAGCCAAGUGAUGUAAUUCAUCUCAUCAAUGCGACGACAACUGGAUUUGAAAGUAGGUACAUACGUAUGUAGAUGGUAAUGAAAGGCAUUUUUAUAUUAUUAACAAGCAUUAUUAGGUAAGGGUGUUCAUAAUAAGAGAACGGAUUUCAAUACGUAGCUCCACAAAAAUAAGUUUAAAAAAAGAUAACAUAAUUCACUGUUCGUAUAGGAUAAGACUCAACUUAAAAUAUGCGAUAAGAAUAUCUACAGAAACUACAGCGGUCAUUGUGAGGGAGAGAGAUAAUAGCUUAAAAGUGUGAUAGCAUGUCCCUUAAACUUAAUCAACCUUCUAAAUAUAAACUAUAUAUAUAUAUAUAUAUAUAUAUAUAUAUAUAUAUAUAAGUUUAUGCUCUGUUACAGUUUGAUUCCUCCAAACGUUCAUCAUCCGAAGAAGGAUGUGUAUGCAAUUGCCAAUGAAGCUGAUUAAAACGUGUGAAAAAUAAUUACAUACAGAGGAAUAAACACGUUAUAAAAACAGCAGUCAUAGUUAGGCGCCGAGUUUAAACUACCGAAAGUCGCUGGUACUAACAACACUGACCACAAAUUUCGAUUUAUUGACGAGGUGGUGGAAUAAUGUUCUGUUGUGUGGCCAACUGGUCUUCCAAUUUCAUUAGCUCGUUAGUAAGUUCUUCGCUGCGUCCAUUUCUAAAUCCAAGACAAUUUAAUUAUUACAACAUCAGGUACUGAUUUGGAUACUUCAACAUGCAACACAUAAGUAAAGAAACUUGCUGUCCCCCGUAUUUAUUUAAAAUAUCCGCAAUUAAAACAUAAUUAUUAUAGACCUAUGUGACGUAGACUGUCUGAAAACCACAGGAUUUUGUAAAAGCCAUCUUAGGAAGUUGCCUGCUAUUAAGAAAGAGAAGCUUCUUCUAAGUUAUUUUUGUGUAAUAUUACAUAUAUAAAAAUUGUACUUAAAUACUUUACUUGCUAGCCUGUGAAAAGCCUUUACUACUUGCAUAUAAUUAUACUAUCGAUAAUGUAGAACUGAAGUGCUAAUGUACUCAUUCUGGAACAGAUGUAAGUAAUUUGAGUCAGCGAUCGACAGCAGUCCGAAUGCUGAGAGGCAGGGUGUUUAUUAAUCAAUUAAAUAAAUUUUACCUUAAAAUUAGUACAUUUUACUUCCUUGGAAUCAGUGCUGUCAUUGUCAGUCCUUGAAAUAUUCUAUACAAUAAUUUCUGCAAAUUAGAUUUUAUUAUGGUAUUUCAAAUGCAAUAGGCUUUUUUCGAGGAAAGAAAAUUUUGAUUCCUAUAAUCAGAUGUCGUAACACACCGUACAGAGAAAAUUGUCCUUAGUUGCAUCACAUUCCUCUAUUCCUUUUAGGAGUGUUCCUCGUGGUGUGGACCAUUUGUAAGGAAGUACCAAGGCGCAAGAAAUUAAGUGCUGUUUCUUAAAUGACAAACUGCUUUGGUCUCUGGUCAUGGCGGUAAUUGGUUAUCACAUCGUUAGUACACUUGUAAAAAAAGUAUUGACUGCCACUGAUCUACGUAAAAAUGAAUUUGAAACAGUUCUCAAAACGUAAACUUGUAAAUCACAUAACUAGGGAAUCUCAAUAACAUGUCAACAAAGCGCUUACUUAAUAAACUAUGGAAGAACUUUUAAACAAAACCCAAUUCUGAUGCCGUAAUUGUGUUUUUUUCGAUUUUAAUCGAAUGUAAAGUGAUUAAAUAUCAUGAAUUUUCACAACCACAUAUUAAUACUUCAGCGCAACAUUCUUGAGCCAGAAAAUAUUUACGAAACACCCUUAGGAGUAAAACAAUACAUUUAAAAUGUAUCAUGUUAGUAUAUAACUAUAGAAAUAGUAACCAAAAUUUAAUAAUAUAAUUUUCAAGCUUUGAUGAUGCUUACCGAUGCAUUCACAUUAUUGAAUCUAACAUAGUGAUUAUUACAUACUAACUUACUGUUAAGCACUUAUUUAAGCAUUAACAAUUGUCGUUCUCAGUUUAAUUGAGGUUAUAGAAAGUCUAAUUUAAAUCGAGCUUCACUCCUAAAUAUUCAAAUUAAAAGAUUUUAAUGUUACCGUUCAAUAAAAUAUUUCACUAAAAUCACAACUAACAACUCCAACACCGAGACUAACUUCGGAUUUAUUUGAAACCAUGAUUGGCAUUACUGUUUUAUCUAUCACUGCAUUAGUAGUGGGUCACAUGUAUUAAAUAAUUAUUCAAAGAUUUAGAAGGAAAAUUUAUAAUGCUAAAAUUCAAUUCACAAACAUUUUUAGCAGAUUUCGCUCGCAUUUUCAUACGAAUUAAUCGUAGUACUCGAGUCUAGCACACCAAUUCAAUGGGAUAAAAGGGCUCGGUUCCACAUUUUAUAAAAACUCAAAUAUUCAACAGUAAUACUAAAAUUGGAGUCCAAUUUUCACCUGACCAGUGAUGAAUAGAUACAAAGUUUCCAAUUGUGAUAGACAUUUCCAGUUAUGUCUUGCACAUUUAAAAACAUACAUUUCUCAAUAAUAUGCUGGACCUUCUACACUGUUUGAGGUAUAUUUGAAAAUAAAAAUAAACAUUUUGGGAGUUGGCUCUGUUCCCGCCUUUGAAUGAAUAAUAAUAUCAAUCACAAAAUUGUAUGCUUCAAAGUCACGGAAAAAUAGUAAAAAUUUUCAACACGAACUGCGGGACCCAGGAGAGUGAAGACAACUCAAAACUCGUAGCGUAUCAAAGCUAACUUCGCUGUACCAUUGACUAAGACUAACUCGGUAAGGCGGCGUAAAGUCCUUCUUGGUUUUUGGUGACGGCUUCUAGAGUGAACGAGACUAAUCAAAAGUUUUCGGUAUCGAUACCAAUCGUCGACACAGGUACAAGAAAUUAAUAAUAUCAGGUUAAGCACAAUCAGUGAACAUUCUCGGAAUGCAGUCAACUCCCUGAGAUCUUAAUGUACAUUAAAUAUACCACAGACUACAGGCAAUGCCGAAUGUAACUUCUAUGUAAUGAAUCAACUGUUACUACAAACAACCACGAAACAGAGGGUCGUUGCGUAGAUGGCUCUCUUGUGUGUUACAGCGAUGUAUAGUCUGGUAUAUGUAAGAUUUGAGGUUUCCACAGCGGUGAGUAUGAAGAUUUCUGUCUUCUGGGUUGUUGCGCUGUGUAGUAUGGUAGAAGUUUACCAACGUUUCAGAGGUCAUACUGCCUCCGUCAUCAGGGCGAUGACGGAGGCAGUAUGAACUCUGAAAUAUUGACAUACAUCAACCAUACAACACAGCGCAACUACCCAGAAGACAGAAAUCUUCAUAGUCUGAUAUAUGUUUACUAACAUUUUAGGGGUCCUUGAUGCCUCCAUUAUCAGAUCGAUGAUGGAGGCAGCAAGGACCUCUGAAACUUUUGUAAAAUUCUACCACGCAACACGAUCCUUCAACCCACAAUACAGCCAUAUUCGUACUAACAGCCGUCAGAACUUCAAAUCCUAAGAAGAUACUUAUCAUUCGAAAGGUAACGGUCAGCAACAAGAAUGCUGUGUGACGUACGAGUCUACGAGAGAGAAUGUGUACUCUUUGUAGAGAUUAGUAGACUUAUAUAUAGGCCUAUAUAUUCACGUACUAUACGAUCGUUGUUGUUUUACAUAGGCUAAAAUAUAUUUUUUGCAGCUGAUGGAUGCUUUGUGCAGCAGAACUGAUAUUAUGUAGUGAUAAACUAUAGGUAAACAUAUGUGUCGAUUAAGCGUGUGUAGUUUUCAUAUGUAUAAUAAUCUUCCAUCAUGUAGCACGACCAAAUUGGAAUACAGUUAUGCAUAUUGACAUGCUAUUCCUGUAAACACUGACAAAUAAGUGGCCGAGAUGUGUAAGAUUCCAACGAAGUCGUGCAUGUGUCCAGCGUUGUUCAUAUAGCAUUAAGAAUUGUAUAACAUAAUUAUAUAUAAUAUGAAAUCCGUUGCAUUCUGAAUAAAGAAGGGAGUACGCAUAUGAAA
Molecule: messenger RNA, 5906 nt
Organism: Zootermopsis nevadensis
Lineage: Eukaryota; Metazoa; Arthropoda; Insecta; Blattodea; Termopsidae
Source: RefSeq, a predicted model, not a curated record